Messenger RNA from Staurois parvus, 369 nucleotides. The record is from the annotation of a GenBank genome assembly. Lineage: Eukaryota; Metazoa; Chordata; Amphibia; Anura; Ranidae.
GGUCUCGGGCCCCCAGGCGGAGCGGCGGGCGCCGGACCCCCAGGCAGGGCGACAGGUCUCGGGCCCCCAGGCGGAGCGGCGGGGGCCGGACCCCCAGGCGGAGUGACAGGCACGACAGUGGGCUCCGAGUCAACUGGCAUGACCACGGGCACUGGGUCAGACAUUGGAUCGUCUGGCUGGACAGUGGGCAUCGGGUCACCAGGCAUCAGGUCAUUUGGCUCGACAGCGGGCACCGCGUCAUCUGGCAAGGCAGUGGGCACCAAGUCACCAGGCACGACAGUGGGCUCUGAGUCAAUUGGCACAACAGCGGGCACCGGGUCAUCAGGUACCGGAUCGUCUGGCUCGACAGCAGGCACGGGGUCAUCUGGC